CCUGAAUGUGAGCGGUGAAUUCCCAGACACCACAUUAUCGUUAUCCCAUCACCAAACAACGCUCCGCGCUGCCACGCACCAGCACAAGCUCAUCGCCCUGUUAUCCAGCCCCACGCAAACUUCGAGGUCAGCCUCGCGCAGACUGACCAAGCUGACAGCUCUGAGGCUAUUGUAGUAAGAGAAGCGAGCUCAACCAAGCACGAAAUGUCGCUACCAUGGACCGCAGAGGAAGAUGAGUGGCUCAUUGCAUUGGUGAAGGCUGUUACGCCCUGGGAAGAGAUCGCGAACCAGAUGCCUGGGCGAACGGUUAGAGGCUGUCGGAAGCGCUAUUAUAACAUGGCCAAAUCCCGAAGAAAAGCAGAAGAGAAGAAGAACCCCCCCACCGAUGUUCAUGAGCAAUCCAACCAUAUGGAUUGGCCCGAGGAAGUAGCUGGGUCGGCCGGACCCUGGCGUUCGCCCAACGGUCAAGCAGGGAACACAAGAGCUCAUACCAGCCCGGGGCACCAUUUCUUGUCGGAUCAUAGCUAUUCCAGUACAUCCCGAAGAGACAUUCAUCUUCAACACUCGCAUGCUCUCCCUGCCUUCGAUUCCCUGACCUCAUCUUCAGCCGACGACUCUCACUUAGCGACAAUUGAGCUUCCGCCUCUGCUAUCGCCACGUGCAUAUGGCUAUGGCGAAUUUAGGUCCAGUAUGGACCGCGCACGACCGAUAGAAUGCGAGAUGGAACCCAUCUCACCCCCAAGAACUUUCGAAUUCGCCAAGCCGGGACCCUUUUCCGAGCUUGGAGGCCUUCUGGACUCGACACAAGAUCAAAGGGUCGGCUCUGAAAUCAUUGAGAUGGCUAAGUCCGUUCUCGGUUUUAUCGAGGGCGAGAGAAUUGACCUUGAUGUGCCAUACAGGGCAUGCCCAGGAAUGCGUCGCAGCCCUCUUCAACAAUGGACCUUUUGGACGGUCACCUGUUCCACGUAAAUAGAUAGAUGAUGAUAAUCAGCAGCUUUAUUCUCCCUCGAAGCAUGUCAAGCCUCAGAGCAACCGAGUUAAUAAAUGAGCAUCGUCUACAGCGCGUAUGCAUAAAGCGCCCGGAAUCCAUGAUCAACAUCGAGG
This is a messenger RNA of Microdochium trichocladiopsis, 1104 nucleotides long. RefSeq lists its product as uncharacterized. Bases 205 to 969 code for a protein of 254 amino acids. The transcript has 3 exons. NCBI's taxonomy places the organism in Eukaryota, Fungi, Ascomycota, Sordariomycetes, Xylariales, Microdochiaceae. The record is from RefSeq and is a predicted model, not a curated record.